AAACUCUCUCCCUGGAUAUUCACAUUAUGAAAAAUAUUUUUAUACAAUUUGAUGCAAUUUCUCGCGUAACUCACGUGAUUAGUGACGGCCAAUACUCCGAGCUCAAUGGACUGCUGACGAAGCCCGCGCGAUCCAGCCUCAUGCGGGAGCUGGAGCGGAACUGGAAUGAUCGCCAGCGUUCGCUGCUGGCGUUGAGGCCUAGCGAUAUACAGAUCAGCGCGCCAAGAAAGGUCUACUUUAUUAGGAUAGCAGAUAAAAAAUACUGUGACGUGGACAUGGCCUUCCUGGCGCUCAAAUGGGUCCCGAUCAACCACAUCGACGCUCUGAUCUUCGCCGAGGUCUUCGCCAGGUUUCACCGAGAGUACACCCCUCACUGCAUCCCGGAGUGGACCAUCGCGUACUUUAAGGUCACCAGGUUCCAGGUCUUACGACGGCAAUAGAUGCUUGGAUGCUAAA
Messenger RNA from Cydia pomonella (codling moth), 456 nucleotides. RefSeq lists its product as uncharacterized. Gene Ontology annotation, molecular function: ribosome binding. Bases 27 to 440 code for a protein of 137 amino acids. Gene Ontology annotation, biological process: inner mitochondrial membrane organization; protein insertion into mitochondrial inner membrane from matrix. The transcript is spliced from 3 exons. Lineage: Eukaryota; Metazoa; Arthropoda; Insecta; Lepidoptera; Tortricidae. Gene Ontology annotation, cellular component: mitochondrial inner membrane. The record is from RefSeq and is a predicted model, not a curated record.